AUGAUUCCGCAUCGGAGCACAGGCCUUCUGGCCAUCAUUGUUUUUGUCGCCCUGCUACUUUUCAUCUUCUCCUCGUCCCCUGUUCCCGACCCUGACCCUGAACCCAUUGCCGAAGGAGAAAAACAAGAACAAGCACCUGCCGGGCCACGAAAGUUCCUCACAGUUCCGCAGCUCCCAUCGUUGCCCGAAUUCCACCUACCUUCCUUCCGUCCCCCUUCGCACGAGGCACCCCCCGGAGCAAACAAACAGCACGAGCGGCGAGUCAAAGUGGAUCGAUCAGUGCUUCCGCCCUUGCCUGAACGCCGCGCAAUCUAUACCUAUUAUAAUCCGAAAUAUAAUCCCAAGAAAUACUCCGCCAAUGAUUUGAAGAAGAACCAAAACUCCGACGGGGAGCUUCUCGUAUCCUGGCGCCGGGCGUGGUACGCGCAAGGAUUCCGCCCGGUUGUGCUGGGGCCUGGAGAUGCAAUGAAGAAUUCCCACUAUGAGUUGGUGCAGAAGCUCAAAUUGACUCCGGAAAUGGAAAACGAAGUAUUUCGUUGGUUGGCAUGGGGCCACAUGGGCAGCGGUCUACUUUCUGACUUUACCUGCUUCCCCAUGGCACGCUACGACGACCCCCUUCUUAUUUCAUUGCGACGGGGCACUGAGCCCGAUUUCAUUAUACGAUUCGAGAACUUCCAGGGCGGUCUAUUUUCGGCAGAGAAACAUCGCAUUGACGAAGCGAUCGAUGUCAGCGUGAAGAAUUUGGCCGACAAAUCUACAUCUCUCUCCGAAUUAAUGCCCGUAGAGUUGUUCAAAGUUCAGCAGCCAAAUUCUCUGGCAUACUACAAGGGUUCCAGCAUCAACUCUCGCUAUCCGGAGGUGCAUGAAAAGAUUGGCCAAAACCCCGCGGAAGGUCGACUUCAGCUUGUAAAACUUAUCAAUGCUCAUCUCCACAACACCUUCCAGAACGCCUAUCCUGCUGGGUUAGCUGUGCUCAAGCCUUUCCCCCAACAUACCACUGCCUUGGUGGAACCAGCCCUCCGGUUGGCGAAGACUCUGAUCGAAUGUCCAGAGUCCCCAGCACCCAGCUCUUGCCCACCUAACCUACCAGAUUGCCGUCCUUGUGGCUCAGCGAAGCAGCCUAUGCGCAUUAGCCAACCUACCAGCUUCAAGAAUACACCUUUCCUUUUCACCAUCGGCACUCUACCUCACCCUUACACACUUGUUACUCUACAGAAGAGUUCCGAGGAGGUUACCGUGCGACAGAUCCGCCGUGAAACUGAAAGAGACCCUUGGUUGACAGAUGUCACUCAGGAUAAUCUUGGCGAGGAUGGACAUGAGCUGAGCGCCUCAUACCGAGGAGUAAUGUUCAAGCAAUUUGUUGCAGGUGACCAGGCUAUCUCGAACUCUCUUUGGAUGACUGUCGAGUCCUUGCCCGCCGAGGCUGGCCAAAGUCUUCCCUCGGAGCUCCUGGACGAAUUCGAGUGGCAAUUUGGCUUUAAGAUUCCCCGCGGAAGCACGAUUGAUCCUAAUACCGCCGGCGAUAAGGAAAGCGUGCAGGACAAAACUCCCAGCCAACAGGGUGUCUCUCGCGAGUACGAACUGAUCAAAAGGGCUCGGGAGGCAAUCAAGAGCCAAGAUCCUAACCGAAUCAAUAUCAAGGCUGUCUCCGAAGCCUGGAAUAUGGCGGACACCGAGGUGUGGCGAUUUGUGAAGGCGUAUCGUGCCCGCAGCGUGGUCGAGCGCAAACAGUGGCAAGAGGAGGAGAAGAAAUUCGCAAGCUCAUCGAAGUGA
Molecule: messenger RNA, 1773 nt
Organism: Penicillium manginii
Lineage: Eukaryota; Fungi; Ascomycota; Eurotiomycetes; Eurotiales; Aspergillaceae
Exons: 3
Coding region: 1-1773 (590 amino acids)
Source: RefSeq, a predicted model, not a curated record